UUUCGUACAAAUUUCUUAUUUAAUGGUCUUUUACAAAACAAUAACCAGGGUAAAUAAUUGAGUGAAAGAUUCUUUUUCUAUCCAAUGAGAAACUUGGAUAUCUGGACCACCUGUUGUUCGGCAAACAUCGACAAUCUCCGGCUAUUUCCGUGAAAUGUUUUCUGAAAAUGGCGGAUGUUCAAAACAGGAUUUUUGCCAUGGAUGAGGAAAAACGUGAAAUGCAGAUCAUGUCCUAGCUCUGGAUUAUUGUGAGGUCCUGUUCAGUUCACAUCCAAACAGGCACUGUUCUAUCAUCACCACGGGCACCACCGUGACACCUCAAACCACCCCAUGGCUUCUUCAGACCUCUUGUCGCUGAUCGCUCUCGGGCACAAGUCCUCGGAACUCGAGAUUCAGGUUCUGCACGGCCUGCGAGCGCAGCUGCAGCCCCGCCCGCCUGUCAAUCAGACACCGAGCAACUCCUCCAUGGACGCUGACGAACAGGCGUGGCUCGCCAUGGCGACCAGGUCAUUAGGAGAUGAAGAGGGCGAGGACCCUUUCCCAGAGAAACAGCCGCAAGUGGUGUGGGGCGGUCAAUCGGACCUGAACGCCGUCACGCGGUAUUUGUUCGAGCGGAGAUUCGGCUGGUCGGAGGCGCUGCUCUGCGCUGCGAAGGACGGAGACGGCCAGAGGUCGUCCCAAGGUCAGCUGCUGACCAAAGACAAUGGGAAGUUCAAAGGUCAACUGAAUGAGAUGCUGGAUGAGUUCCUGAAAUGGUUUUUCUGCCAAAACCUGUGCAUGCCGCUGCUGCAGAGUCUUCUCAGUACCAUCCAACAAGCCCACAGCAAGCCUGUGGUGCGUAUGCAGACAUACAUCCACAUGAUGGACUGGCUCAAGCACAACGCUGACCAGGAGCUGACCCAUGGCAACUUUCAACUGGUCAAGAACCUGCUGGUCUCAGGUUUGACUGACAUCUGGUCGGCCAUCAGGAAUGCUGUGGUGGCGCGGCUGUCUCCUGUCAUCGAGUGUUUCAGUCUGGUGCAGCUGGAGGACUUCUUCACACAACUAGUCAAGGUUUGUCAGGAUGAAGAGUCGAGCUGGCAAAAGAAGGAAGGAGCUGUUAUGGGGAUCAAUGCCGUUGUCCGGAGGUUCCACUGGGUAGGCACCCAGUCUACAGAUAGUAUGGCCUACUUACUGAAGUUUGGUCCUGAGGAGAUGUCUCGCCUGCCGUCCUUCAUCACACAGAACUUUAACGACGUGGUGAGGCCGCUCCUCGCACACGCCCAGCUCAGCAUCCGGGAGCACGCCACCAAGGCCUACUCCUCAUACCUGUCCAGGUGUGAGUUCAGGGAAGCUCUGAGCUCAUUCCGUGAGGUGAUGUCACACCUGUGUAGAGACAGUCAACCUGAAACUCAGGCAGCAGAACAGCAGUCCAUACUCCCACAUCUAGCAGUGUUAAGAAAAGAGUACAGUUUUAUGGAUGCCUAUGAAGCGGAGGGGCUUCUGGGGGUCUGUGUCUUCUUGGUCAAGCACAUCCCACCAGGUUUCAUGCUGCCCAGCUGGCCGUACUACUUCUCGACCUUUAACCUUUACCUGAUGCACCCAGCCUCCACUGUGAGACAGGCCACCAGUCAGGUCUUCAAGUACCUCGUUGCAAAAGACUGUAACAACCCCACACUGCUGAAGCUGGUACUGCAGGGGUUGUGUGCAGACUGGAGUGUGGACCUGCAGUCUCUGGAGGGACACAGUCCACGCCCAAGAUUGUCAAGUUUUGGAAAGUCUCCGCGCCAGGCAUGGGGUGAGGGAGGGAGGAAGGAUGUGGACAGACUGUCCCCUGGGUCCAGUGGUUCCCCCCUGGGUGUCUCCCCACGCAGACGGAGAGCCACCAUACAGGACAUCCACAGCUAUGGAGGAGAUGACCCAACCACAGCCAUCUCGGAGACCUGGGAGUGGCGGGAGGGCAGGUUAUUUGCAUACGAGCUGAUCCUGAGAUUCCUGGUGACCAAUCACAUCCACUACCUGUUCCCAUCCCUCGUGAGUCCCGUCGGACACGCCAGGUUUGACGGCAUGGCUUCUACCGAUGACGUCAUUGUUGGACAGAGGAAGCUGGAGAUAGGCAGAGACCACAUCCGCCAUCAUGAGCCCAUACAGAAGAGCUUCAGCCAUGCAGGCAUGACUCUGCGCCAUGCUCUACACAGUCAGAACCACGGGCCAACCUCACUGCUUGACUCGGCACCUUUUGGCCAGCGUCCACACCAGCUCUUGCACAGACCCUUCUCUGUGGACGGAGCAGAGGAUGCACACAAUAUAGAACAACAACAACAACAACAACAACAACAUGGCAGCUCACAGACCAAGUCACUCACAUCACAGAGACGAAGACUGAGAGUGCGGAUGUACAGUGAAAUCACGCCCCCUAUCAUGGAGAGUGGGAACUCCCUCCAGUCCAUGGUGCGGGAGUAUAACUACCACGUCCACCUCAACACACCGUUCCGUCCACCCAAGAAGGGCUCCAUGCCAUCCACAUACUCACUCCUGGACCAGACUAGGAGAUUUGAUGGUGAAGAAGAACAAAGUGGCGGGUCCAGUAGAAGUCGGCUGUGCCUGUCGUCACCCGUCAAGGACCAGCUGUCAGCCCGUAACCAUGACGACGAGUCCUGGGUGGAGGACGUACAGUUUGAACAGUUCUCUACAGUUUUAAGACAGAUGUUGUACCAGACAGUCGAGUGCCUUGCAGACUCCAGGUGGGAACUUAGGAGGAUGAGCCAACAGGUCCUCCCCCUGCUGAGUGAGACGAUCCGAUGGUACAACCUGUCCAUCCUGGAGGACCUGUGGGACACCUACCUGACCCCUGACCCCUCGGUGCUGUGUUUCGGGGCUUGUCUGAUGAUCAAACACAGCAUCCAGCACUGUGCACAGCUCACCCAUCUCAUGGAGGAACCCAUGCCUUCAUGGAAGGACCCUGACCUGUGCAGACAAGCCUUCCAUCCCAUCAUCAACUUCAUGGAGAAAGGUCUGUUGUCAUGGAUACGACCUGUCUGUGGGCUGCUGAGCAGGGCAUGCUGGGACAAGCUUUCUGUGGUUGCCAUGGAGAUCAUCAUGCUUGCCAAUUGUACUUUUCCCAAAGCAAAUUUUGGCCAUGAGGAUGUUGUGGUCAACAGUAUCAGACACCUUUUUACCUAUGCUCACACCAGCCACCCGAUUGCACAAGACAAUGUAAGAACAGGGAACAUCAGACCUUUCAAGACAGCAAAAGAAGGAUUCCUGUGUUGUGGAGGUCGUCUGGACUCAAGUUGUGGCCAGUCCAACCCCAGACAGGUGGAGAAGUAUGUCCUGAGUGAAACCCAUGGUCUGUUGUCCCCGUUUCUACGGAGGAGUGAUCUCCGACAUACAGCAGUGCUGCUGCCCAUCCUGGCCUGCUACGCAAACUUCUACAGUGAUGAUAACGACGUCUGCACAUCUAUGUUAGAAGGGAUGACCAGUAUCCUAUACCUGCUGGGAGACCACGUACAUCAGUGCCCAGGGGAAAUGUUGGGGGUUGAGUACAGUGAGUACUGUGCGCAGGCAGCAACAGAACUUGCAGAUAUCAUCGCCAAUAAGGAGAUGGUGGAACUGUCCCUUUUGAGGCCGAUCCUGGAGACCUUCUACCUGGUCAGCACCCUGAUGUUAGAUGGCUGUCACCUGCACACUCUCUUCAACGCUAUCAGUGCCAGACUCAGUCAGGUGCUCCAGCUGAGAGUGGACUCGCCCCAGAUCACAGACCCCAGUCUUGCCAUUCUGUCUAACGACAUCCCCCCCAGCCCUGUGGACCCAGGCCCCCCACUGUCAGAUGACGAUGACGACUCGGAUUCAACCCAAAGAGGAGGGUUUCUGAAUGCCAGUGGGAGCAGCAGGGAUGGGAUAGCAGGGAUGAUGGGGGGGCCGUCCCCCUCUCCUGUCAGCUACGACUCCAACCCCUCCUCCGACUGGGACAGCUGGGACGAGGACGAAGAGGACCAGUCAGCACUGAGUGUCCUGUUCUCAGAGUUCCUCCAGAGACUACAGAGAUUCUACACCGUCGCACAGGAAGGCCGUAUGAGCAGUUUCCAAACCCAGCUGGGUCACUUGAGCAGCAGUAAGCAGAGAGUCAUGCGAGACCUGCUCAACAACAGGCAGCCCGACACAGGACCGCCGCCCGCCAAGAAGGCCCUCAGCUUCGACUCGCAUCACCUGCCCUCCGACCUCUGACACGAGCCACGAAAACUUGCCCUUCAACCUCCACACCAAAGGACGUCACAGUCUCUCUGCUGGUGCCACAGUGUGUUGGGUGUUGAAAGUCCAGCAACAGGAGUCGUAGACAUUUGUCCUCUUGACACUCAGUGAAAGUUGUAGUGAAGUGCUAUGAUACCUUUGUCAUACCGGUAUAUGCUCUCAGACAUUAAAGAAUACAAGACUAAAGCAGGCAUUCUCACUGGGCUGCACCUAUUGGCAACUGUUUGCAAAAGACAUUUACUAACAGUCGCCAAUUGGUCUACAGAAACGGCAAGUCUUUUUUUGUUUUGAUUCUUUAAAAAUCGCAUUCGGGAAAAUGUUGCAAAUGGGCAUGAACUUGACGACAACUAGUCUCCAACAGGCCCGAUGACUGCAUUUUGUUUGUAGAGGUCACGUAUUUUACCUGUGUGUAACACGUCAGUGUGACCAUGAGGGAAAAUCGGCGAAAUUUUUUUCUAAAUUGCCGCAAUAAUUUGUCGCUAACCGGUGCAGUGCAGUGCAGUGAGAUACCGGCUUUAGGAUAACUGACACAACUUUGCCCUCUGCCAUUAGGUACAAGUCUGACAGUUGUGGCGUUACUAGGCGUUACUAUCAGCGUUGCUAGGUUACCAGGGCUCCCAUGUGAGGACUGAGUAUGAGAGCCCUGGUAAACAAGCGGCUGAUACUCAGGCUAUGACAGUUGCCUUUCGACUCCUGAAAUUUGGGCAUGGAUUAAAUGACCUUGUGAAACAAGUCUGUCAUUAGCCCUAUUUGCAGCCAUAGAAUCAGAAGUAGAGGGUAAGGAACCAGUUAGCAAUUUGGAUGUAGGAGAACUCUUUUUACACAACCAGCAGGUACUUACAUUGCUUACGUUUCGAUGUCUCUCAGACACCUUCGUCAGAGCUAAUAAUCUAACUGGAGUUCUGCUUCUCACCGCAUUGAAAUGUAAGCAAUGUAAGUACAUGCUGGUUGUGAAAAAAGAAUUCUCCUAUAUUCUAAAUUCUACCAACCUGAUGAAACUAUUUUCGUCAGUUAGCAAUUCUCUAGAUAGGCUGUCAGUAUGAAGACGUCUACACAAUCAUGCUCAUCGAAAGUUGUAAACUUCUCACCUUUAGCCAUUCAGGCUGCACCCAGAGGUAUGGUUGGGCAGUUGAAACGACAGUUAAAGUUGUAAAGGAGCUCUGUGCAAAGGAGUUUGUAGGGAUGAAAGGGCGAUAGGCGAAUGACGUUUUUUUAGAACACUCCUUCCAUAGAUGUUUGAAUGGGCUAGCCGUAAAGCCAUGUCACUGGAAUAGUUUUAAAACCAGAAGGAGGGUUUGAGUACCAGACAAGUUGUGUUGAAAGGUGCAUUCUGUACUACUAACUUUCCAGUGAUGCAUAUACUUGCCAAGGACAGAUCAAGAUUGUCAGUAGUUCUCCUUUAUUUAUGCUGCCUACUAUCUCAUACAGUACAUUGUUUGGGGCAGGGAAUCUUUCUGCUGCAGUUUUACAUGUACAUACAUUUUUGGCGAUGCCCCAGGGAAGAGCCUGCUGUACAGUGUUCGAUUCGGUUUGUUCUAUUUACAUUCACCUCCAGUUACAACCAGUUCUCCAGUUACAACCUCUAGUCACAACCUUUCUUGGUCUGUCCACCGUAUGAUAACAGUGUUAUGGUUUUUGCUGUCAUUUCAAAUUCCUAUGGUUACGAAUUUUGACAGCUAGCCAACAAAGAAUUAGAGGGCAGAGUUAAGUUGAAUAUGAAGUGCCAUUUGUGUGACUAUAAUGUAACCCUGCUAGGCUACUCGUCUUAAAGUCAUUUUCCACUUUGUGGCGCUUUUACUUUACUCAGAACAUGUAUAGCAUUGUACAUACCUGUACCUGUAAGAUAGUAUAAAUCUGUGUUGUUGUCAGGCCUCCUUUUCUCAAAUAAAGAUUUUUUAGCUCUCUUUCUUUUAUACAAACUGGCAAAUUGAUAUCAUAAACAUGCUGAGAUAAAAUGGGAAACAAUCACAGAUUUUUUAAACUGGAAAUGAAAAAAGAAACUUGCUUUUUUUUCUAGACAGAAAUAAUUGUGUCAUUUUUAAGGUAGAGUAAAACUUGACUGACAACAGUGCACGUUAUGUACCGUUUGGGGUGUUUGAAUAACAAAAUUUAAGAUUUCACUGAAAUUGUACUCAACAGCAUUCCAACUUAAAAAGGUAUCAAACACAUGGAGUCAAGUAUUAUUAACAUUUGCUGUUUGAAACAAAAUAAUCAGGAAGUGUUGUAUGUUCCACCAAGAUGUUAUUUUUGUAUGUGCAAAAGCAUCCUAAAUUUAUCCAGAGUUGUACUUCAUCAUUCAGUUUUUAUAGAUAUAUUGAGCAAACCGGUAUGUAAGUAAGAUAAUAUCUACACAAGAGAAAUAAGUACACGCAAGUAUUGUUCUUGAAAAUAUUUUACUAAUCAGAGAUGUUGAAAGCAACAGUCCCCUUUGACGAUUUACUAUCAAGGUAUAUCAUAUAACAGUUAAACUUGUUUUUGGUUAUUUCAGGAAACAGCAACCUAGUGAAUAUAGGUUUGAAACAAUUUGAUAUUUACAUGUGCACAAGUAUCUCCAAACAUUUACCACUGUGAUUUGAAAAAAACGUCGAGAUUGCAUUUUGUAGAAGAUUGUAAGUAUAUUCGUCCAGCCUUUCUGAACGAUGAAUGUACAGUAUUACAGUAACUGUAAGUUGUAAAAGUCACAAACUGUUUUGUUGUAUAUGAUUGCAUAUCAAAUGCAAUAAACCUGUUGCUUACAUA
Branchiostoma floridae (Florida lancelet) is the source of this 6969-nucleotide messenger RNA. RefSeq lists its product as uncharacterized. The transcript is spliced from 33 exons. The record is from RefSeq and is a predicted model, not a curated record. The coding region runs from base 331 to 4206 and encodes 1291 amino acids. NCBI's taxonomy places the organism in Eukaryota, Metazoa, Chordata, Leptocardii, Amphioxiformes, Branchiostomatidae.